Messenger RNA from Caretta caretta (loggerhead turtle), 2078 nucleotides. RefSeq names its product chromatin target of PRMT1 (gene CHTOP). Lineage: Eukaryota; Metazoa; Chordata; Testudines; Cheloniidae. The record is from RefSeq and is a predicted model, not a curated record.
CGGCCAUUUUGUUUUCGGCGCUCGAGAGCGAGUGCGGCGGGAGCGGGCGGAGGGGACGGAGCCCCACGGAGCCAGCCCCGCCCCGCAGCCCCGCCCGGAGUCCUGGCGACCGUCUGCUUCGACGAUCGUGAUCUGAAGAUGGCUGCACAGUCAGCGCCGAAGGUUGUGCUAAAGAGCACCACCAAGAUGUCUCUGAACGAGCGCUUUACUAAUAUGCUGAAGAACAAACAGCCGAUGCCAGUGAAUAUUCGGGCUACCAUGCAGCAGCAGCAGCAACUGGCCAGUGCCAGAAACAGAAGACUGGCCCAGCAGAUGGAGAAUAGACCUUCUGUUCAGGCUGCCUUGAAGCUUAAGCAGAAGAGCUUAAAGCAGCGCCUGGGUAAAAGUAACAUCCAGGCACGAUUAGGCCGGCCAGCAGGACCCCUGGCUCGUGGAGCUGUUGGAGGACGAGGGCUACCUAUGGGUCAGAGAGGUUUGCCACGAGGAGCCAUGCGUGGUGGACGUGGAGCGAGGGCGUUGCUGAGAGGAGGCAUUCCCCUCAGAGGUCAGAGUUUACUUCGUGGAGGACGUGGUAUAUCCCCUAGGAUGGGCCUGAGAAGAGGUGGCGUUAGAGGUCGUGGUGGACCUGGGAGAGGUGGUCUAGGCAGAGGAGCCAUGGGUCGUGGAGGAAUUGGUGGCAGAGCACCUGUGUUCCUAGAUGCUGUGGCAAAUGGCAGGUCGUGGCAUGGCAGGCCGGGGAAGAGGGGGCUUUGGUGGUCGUGGCAGAGGCAGAGGACGAGGAAGAGGGUCUGCACGUCCUGCAUUGACCAAGGAACAACUGGACAACCAAUUAGAUGCUUACAUGUCUAAAACAAAAGGACACCUCGAUGCUGAGCUGGAUGCUUACAUGGCUCAGACAGAUCCAGAAACUAAUGACUGAUGGUCCUUCUGAUAGACUCUCAUUGAAGUUAAUGUGUAUGUCAAUGCCCAUAAGCUAAAAAUGGCAAAACCUGAUUCAUGCUGGAAGGACCUGCAGGAACAGGGGCGGCCCUGUUCUACCAAGAGAUCAGAUUUUAGUGUGUUCCUCUUACAUUUUGAUACUAUAUGUUGUAUGAAACCUUUUUUGGAUUGUUUUUUUAUAAUUUUUCCUAACUACUCUGAACAUGAAUGUGACAGACGAGCUGCAGAUACAGCCACUGACAUCAGUGCUGGUGUGUGCUCAGCACGCCAGCCCAGCUGCGAUGGCGCACUACGUUCCUUUGGGCUUACGAAGGGGAAAAGUUGCAUGUAUGCCACAAUCUGUGCUGCUUUAGGCGAAGUGCUCGUUGGUGCUGAAUACAAGCUAUGGGAUCACAUGGUUAUAUGUGCCUAUUACUCUUAAUGGUUUGUUUCAGGAUAGGAGUUGAUCCCAUAGUGUAGCUAAAGGGUAAAUAUCUACGUUUGCAGUUUUAUUGUUGCAAUAACCUCAUUUGAAGUAAACAUAGCAAAACAUCUCCCUCCAGGACUGCCUGCCUAAUCAAUCAAAUUCAGGUUAAGGAAGAUAGUGCUUCUCUAUUGUAGACAUGUCAAUCUUUUAUUUUGUACCAAAAGUUCAUCCCCACUGGUUGCUAGCAUUCUAACAGUAGUACAGAGAGGAUAUUCUAGGUUAAAGGCUGUUUUUCUGAUAAAAUUUGAAUUUCAUUUGUAUCAUGUUUGAAGGGAUGGCACUAAUGGCUUCUGUGUACCAAAAUCUAGAAAAAGAACGAGCUUUUGUUUUAAGGAUCUUGAAACAAGCACAUUAAUGACGUCUGUGAAAGAAAAUCAUGGGUAGAAUAGUCUCUCCAAAAUAGUGGGUCCAAAAUUGGUUUUAUCAACAAGUGCUGUUACCUUUCAGUGUAACCAAAACUGAAUUUUCAAUCCAGACCAACUUUGGUGACGUCUGUGGCGCAUUUAACCUAGGUUGGCUUUAGAAGUUGAGAAGGGGUUUGCUUCUCUCUCCCCUCCCCCCACCCCGGAAGAUUUAAGUUCAACCAUCCUGUGAACUGUUCCAGUUUCAAUGGAAUCUUGUAUUUCUUGUUCGUUGUGACAAAGGAGAAACAAUUAUAAAAACAAUAUGUGGA